AUGGCGGAAUCGGAGACAGGGACGCCGACGGCGGCGUCUGUGCCGGCGACGCCAGAUACUCCGGGAGGACCGCUGUUCACGUCGCUGCGAGUGGACUCACUAUCGCAUCAGCGUGACUCGUUCACUAAGGCUCGAUGCAAGUGUUUGCCAACUAAAGGAGACACCUGCUUCACUGAAUUCUCCGUUGGUGGCGUUUCACUGCCCAAUGUUUCUCUCACCCAAAAGGUUGGAGCAGAGUUUGUGGGGACUUUCAUAUUGAUAUUUGCAGCAACGGCGGGGCCAAUAGUGAACAACAAGUACAAUGGAGUGGAGACUCUGAUGGGAAAUGCAGCAUGUGCAGGGUUAACAGUGAUGUUCGUUAUCCUCUCCAUUGGCCACAUUUCAGGUGCACAUCUCAACCCAUCCCUCACCAUUGCCUUCGCAGCCUUCCGCCACUUCCCUUGGACCCAUGUCCCUGCCUACAUAGCAGCCCAAGUCUCUGCCUCCAUCUGUGCCUGUUUCGCUCUCAAAGGUGUUUACCACCCUUUCCUCUCCGGUGGGGUCACUGUCCCUUCUGUCAGCGUUGGCCAGGCCUUUGCAACUGAGUUCAUCAUCACUUUCAAUCUCUUGUUUGUCGUCACUGCUGUUGCCACUGACACUCGUGCGGUUGGUGAAUUGGCUGGCAUUGCUGUUGGGGCUACAGUUUUGCUCAACAUUCUCAUAUCAGGGCCAACGAGUGGUGGUUCGAUGAAUCCGGUGCGUACGUUAGGGCCAGCCGUUGCAGCAGGAAAUUACAAGCACAUAUGGAUCUAUUUGGUGGCUCCGACGCUGGGUGCUCUCGCCGGUGCCGGGGUUUACACACUCGUCAAGCUGCGUGAGAACGAGGCUGAACCACCGCGACAGGUUAGGAGUUUCCGUCGGUAG
This is a messenger RNA of Sphenostylis stenocarpa, 903 nucleotides long. Lineage: Eukaryota; Viridiplantae; Streptophyta; Magnoliopsida; Fabales; Fabaceae. The record is from the annotation of a GenBank genome assembly.